Messenger RNA from Saitoella complicata NRRL Y-17804, 919 nucleotides. RefSeq lists its product as uncharacterized. The record is from RefSeq and is a predicted model, not a curated record. NCBI's taxonomy places the organism in Eukaryota, Fungi, Ascomycota, Saitoellomycetes, Saitoellales, Saitoellaceae. The transcript is spliced from 2 exons. The coding region runs from base 153 to 695 and encodes 180 amino acids.
CAGGAAUCAGGGUCAUCGAGUUGUCGAACGUGAGCAUCAGAUCCGACCCCGACUUCUCUCCGUCUCUCAGUCACAAACCUGGGGUUAUUCAACGUCUAGCUGCUUGGACUGAUGGGCUGCCUGAAGAGGUGAUCCCGCACGUAUAUUGGCAGAUGGAUUUUGAAAAAGGCAAAGAAGGCCGACCCUUCCUCCGUAUGGUGCGUGUUGACACGGUGUUAUGGCCUUUGGAUUUUCUCGAAUUAUGCGACGCUGUCACACAUGAACGCGUCUCGUUCUUUUGUGCGAUGGUCACAAAGUUUACGUCCAAGAUGGCUCUUGCGUGUGGGAAAAUGCCCCAUCUCAGUCACUUGUUGCUCGCGUGUCGUGAAGGGAAGGCAGGAUCUGAGGACAAGGAGCUUGCGGCAGCAUUAGGAAAAGGGUGCAAGAGAGUGGAGAAGAUGCUGAUGUUGGAAGAAGAGAAUACUGAAGGACAGGAUAUUCCAGAUGCCGAAUUGCUUCUAAAAUACGCGAAGCUCUACGGACAAAGUAUGAGGAAGUUGCGCACCUUGAACAUGAACCUCGGCGAAGCCACAAUCAGUCGUAAUGAUAACGGCGAUGUCAUUGCAAUCAAGGCCACCAAACAGAAGGGGUAUAUGAAUGACAUACCUCGCGUAUCUCGCUCUGAUCAUUUUGAUCAUGUAUACGGGAAGGUCUAAUGGCAAUGUGCCAAUUAGCUGGUGCUCUGCAGCUGGGGAAUGAAAGGAUAAGGUGCAGAACUAGUGGGCGUGGGAGUAAACGUAUUUCAGACUUCUCCACUUACAGGUGAUUUUGAUAUGCAAUAAGGAAUAUAACAACGAACGCAAAUUAUCAAUUUAAGGUCACUUGAUUAAUCUUUUUCAAUACCCCCAACUCUCACUCUCUGUAGAAGAUAAAUGGCCCU